AUGACCAAAACUAGAGCUAAAAGAAAGAGCCAUAAGUGUGAUAAUUGUCGAAAGUUGAAGAUUGCUUGCGAUAGGGUGAGACCCAGUUGUGAAUAUUGUGUGGCGACUAAUAGGACAUGUGUUUACGAAGCUGAUUCAUUAGUUUUUGCCUCUGAUCUCAAUGCCACAAGCGAAUCAUCAAUAGACCCAAGUCCCACUUCAUCUGAUGGAAUCGAAAAUUACCUUGUAUUUUACCCCAUUAACGAUAUGGUAAACCAAUUAAGUAUCAGUAGAUUUGAAUUAAAACUAAUGAAAUUCUUCAAUGAUUCAUACUUGCCGUCUUUAAUAGAGAAACGUCAAAUGGAUGUGAAUGUCAAAUUUCAAAUUCCUUACACUUGGACCAUUUCAAGAGUUCUCCGUCAAACUGUUUACAGUUUAUCAUGUUUGGUACUUUAUAAUCUGGAUGAUCGAGGAAAGAAAUAUCUUAGGGAAGAUAUAGAAGGAGAAAUGAGUGAUCAGGAAUUAUACUUUAAAACCAUGGAUUAUUUCAAUCAAUGCUUACCUUUACAUCAAAAGAGUGUGGAUUUGUUGGGUGCUGGCACCCCAACAGUGCAAAGUGUUGAUCAUGCUUUAGAAAUGGUUCUUUCAAGUGUUUUACUCUACACAUUUUUAAUCCUCCAACCUUUCAAUGUUUUACCUUUGGUGUGUAAUGAAGGUGGCCCGGAUCUUCUAUCGAUGAUCAAAGGCAUGAAACUUUAUAUGGGUCCGUCUUUUGCAAUGUUGGCUCAUACGAGGUUUAGUUCUUUAAGUAGUCUUUGUGGUAAAUCUGACUUCUAUUACGUCAAUUGUAUUGAAGAAUUCUUCCUUACUCAACAUUUGAGAGAUCAGCUAGUUUCCAUACAAGGACAGUAUGAAUUUUCCAUGUAUCUUGCUUUAGAAAAAAGUAUUGAUACAUUAAGAGGGUCUUUGAAUAACUUGAUCAGAUACCGCAAUGCUUCUUGUUUAUAUAGUUGGAUAUUUUGUAUGGACCAGGAAGUAAUCGAGCUCAUGCGUGAUGGAGAUUAUUUCGGAUUAAAGUUAUUGUUUUAUUAUUCAUGCUUUAUAAUAUGGUGUGGAUUAUCUGACCGUCCAGAAAUGAUUUUACUGUUCUGUAAUCAAUUCAAAGAUUACAAUUUUCAACAUUUUGGUGGGUGGUUCGAUGAGUUGGAUUUCUAUUCUUAUACACUUUGUUUAAAGCCAUACCAAUUCCCUCCGGAAUCACUUGAACUGUGGGAAUGGUUUAAUCCUAAGAGUGUUGUACUUAAGGAGUUUGGGUCUAGCGAUGCUGCUCAAGAUACUGAAUCAACUAAUUCCACUUCAUCGAGUGGUACACCUUCUUUCCGUGUUGAGGCUUCAGUUGAAAGUUUCCAGAUUCCAGAUAAUUUGACUAUAGAGCAUGAUUUGGGUAUGAUCCCAAUCCUAUGA
This is a messenger RNA of Yamadazyma jaroonii, 1443 nucleotides long. Lineage: Eukaryota; Fungi; Ascomycota; Pichiomycetes; Serinales; Debaryomycetaceae. The record is from the annotation of a GenBank genome assembly.